This is a messenger RNA of Vitis vinifera (wine grape), 2448 nucleotides long. Its product is annotated as cysteine-rich receptor-like protein kinase 10. Gene Ontology annotation, biological process: protein phosphorylation. The coding region runs from base 36 to 2291 and encodes 751 amino acids. The transcript has 7 exons. NCBI's taxonomy places the organism in Eukaryota, Viridiplantae, Streptophyta, Magnoliopsida, Vitales, Vitaceae. The record is from RefSeq and is a predicted model, not a curated record. Gene Ontology annotation, molecular function: ATP binding; protein kinase activity.
UUCCAUGGCCAGUAUCAUUGCUAAUAGAUGAAAGAAUGAUGAUUAGUGCAAGUAUCUUCUUCAGAAGGAAAAGACCAAAAGCAACAACCGUCAACGGGAAACUCUCAUCCCGUGAUAUUCAAAAAGCAGCCCACUUGGUGGUCAACUGUAGAGCCUGGUGGUCAAUCCUUGAGGUCAUGUAUCUUCUUCCUCUCUCCUUCCUUUUUCCUUCAAAAAGCCUUACAGAGAGCCAAGCUGAGAAACGAAUGGAGUCUCCAAGAUUACUUUUCUUCCUUUAUCCCAUUCUCAUACUUCACCUUCUUGCUGUCACCAAUGCUCAGCCAAAGUUUCUCUACUACCGGUGUUCAAACGGUGUUGGUAAUUAUACCAAUAACAGCACCUACAAGGCAAACCUCAACACUCUCCUCACCUCCCUCUCUUCAAACAACGAAAUAGAUUAUGGCUUUUACAAUUUCUCCGCAGGCCAAAACUCGGACAAAGUCAAUGCAAUCGCGCUUUGCAGAGGAGACGUAAUGCCAACCGCAUGCCGGAGUUGUAUCAAUGACUCUAGGAUUCAACUCACUCGGCUCUGUCCCAACCAGAAGGAGGCAAUAGGAUGGUACGAUGGUUGUAUGCUGCGAUACUCCAAUGACUCCAUAUUUGGAAAAGCCCAAACUUCGCCCUCCUUUACAAUGUGGAACCUUCAAAACGUCUCCAAUGUGGAAGAUUUCAAUCAGGUUCUGGGAAACCUGAUGGCCAGCCUCCGAAGCAAAGCUGCGUCUGGUGAUUGGCGUCGCAAGUUCGCAACUGAAGAAGCAAAUGUUACGAGUUUCCAAAGCAUAUAUGGGCUUAUGCAGUGCACUCCUGAUUUGUCCGAGUUGUCUUGCAGUAAUUGCUUAGAGGGCGCUAUCAAUGAAAUUCCAACAUGUUGUAAUAGGCGCAAAGCAGGGAGAGUUGUUAAACCCAGCUGUAAUUUGAGAUACGGAACAUACCGUUUCUAUUAUUUUACAGCAGCUAACGCGCCGCCACCAACAGCAACACCCCAACCUUCUCCUCCCUCAGCUGAUCUCUCUCCACAGCCCUUAGCUAAUACCACCUCUACACAAGAAACAAGGAGUAACUCAUCCCGAACCAUCAUCCUCAUAAUCGUCCCAUCCGUAAUUAUUUUAAUCAUAAUCCUUGUUGGCUUCAUCUGUUUCUUUUCCAGAAAAAGGAGCUCAAUGGAGAAGCUUGAGACUAAUGAUGAGGAUGACAUUAUAAAUGUUGAAUCCUUGCACUUCGACUUUGACACAAUUAGAGUUGCUACAAAUAACUUCUCCGAUUCUAAUAAGCUAGGACAAGGUGGAUUUGGCCCUGUUUAUAAGGGUAAGCUUUCUAAUGGACAAGAUAUUGCUGUGAAGAGAUUGUCUAGUGGUUCAGGACAAGGAGAAUUGGAAUUCAAGAACGAGGUGGUAUUAGUAGCCAAGCUUCAGCACAGGAAUUUGGUUAGGCUCCUAGGUUUUUGUUUGGAUGGAGCCGAAAGACUUCUUAUCUAUGAGUUUGUGCCUAAUACAAGUCUCGAUCACUUCAUCUUCGAUCCAAUUAGACGUGCACAAUUGGAUUGGGAAAGGCGUUACAAAAUCAUAGGAGGCAUUGCUCGAGGGCUUCUAUACCUUCAUGAAGAUUCUCGACUUCGCAUUAUUCAUCGUGAUCUUAAAGCUAGCAACAUUCUCUUAGAUGCAGAAAUGAACCCUAAAAUUUCUGAUUUUGGUAUGGCAAGGUUAUUCUUAGUAGAUCAAACUCAAGGCAACACUAGUAGAAUUGUGGGAACCUAUGGAUAUAUGGCUCCUGAAUAUGCCAUGCAUGGACACUUCUCUGUUAAGACAGAUGUUUAUAGCUUUGGCGUGUUAGUUUUGGAACUUGUGAGUGGUCAAAGGAAUAACUGUUUUCGUGUCAGUGAAAACAUUGAGCAUCUCCUAAGCUAUGCCUGGAAAAAUUGGAGGGAAGGGACAGCCACCAACUUGAUAGAUCCGACAAUGAGGAUCAGUUCAAUAAGUGAAAUAAUGAGAUGCAUCCACAUUGGGCUCUUGUGCGUUCAAGAAAACGAAGCUGACAGACCGACCAUGGCUUCUAUUGCUCUCAUGCUUAACAGUUACUCUCUAAGUCUCCCAUUACCUUCACACCCUGCAUUUUUUAUGAAUACUAGCAUGAAUCGGGACAUGUCUUUAGAAUUGGAGGAUAAUUCAAGGGUGGCCCAGUCGAAUUAUUUGCCGAGUAGAUCAUCCCAUUUUUCAGUGAAUGAGGCUUCAAUCACUGAUCCAUAUCCUCGAUAAGGUGCCCAUAGAUGUUGACAACAGUCAAAAGCAUGUGUAUUACGUACAAUUUUUGUAGCAUUGUUUCAACUGCAAAUACUGUUUCCCUAUUUGGUGCUAAAAAUAAAAGAUGCCACAUGGAGUCAUCAUAAUGAAUUAAUAUUUGUUUUCAGUUCUU